Molecule: messenger RNA, 1558 nt
Organism: Nelumbo nucifera (sacred lotus)
Lineage: Eukaryota; Viridiplantae; Streptophyta; Magnoliopsida; Proteales; Nelumbonaceae
Product: gamma-tocopherol methyltransferase, chloroplastic-like
Biological process (GO): methylation
Molecular function (GO): S-adenosylmethionine-dependent methyltransferase activity
Source: RefSeq, a predicted model, not a curated record
GAUGUCAUAAUCGUAAAUGCACUGAUAUCAGGGCAUAUCCGUCACUCUAUCGGUCUCACCGAUGGUCCCAUACCAUGAAUUUAUGAUGUUAUAAUAAAAUAAUGUAUACCACUCUGCUCUGCGACCUUCUCCAUAUCUUCCUCUGUUCAGUUUCAGUCCUCUCCAGCUUCCGCCUCAAGUAUGAAUACUCUGUUUCGAACCACCGAAUCGCCAUUCCUCCAAUAUUUAAACCAGCCAUCAACGAGCGAUAGAAGAAGGAGGAUCAGUUCCCUGCCGGUGCGAAUAGGUCUUGGACGAUCCACACGUACCGGACUCGCGAAGACCACGACGCGUAUGAUGGCAUCGUCAUCGUCGGCGGCGACGGAGACAGUGGGGAGAGAAGUGUUGAAGAAGGGGAUAGCGGACUUCUACGACGAGUCCUCAGGGAUUUGGGAGGACAUCUGGGGGGACCAUAUGCACCAUGGCUUCUAUAAUCCAGACGUUCAAGCUUCGAUUUCCGACCACCGAUCUGCUCAGAUUCGUAUGAUCGAAGAAUCUCUCAGUUUCGCUGGCGUUCCAGAUUCAUUGAAGAAGCCGAAGAGCAUAGUUGAUGUUGGGUGUGGAAUUGGGGGCAGCUCCAGAUACCUAGCGAGGAAAUAUGGGGCUCAAUGCCAAGGCAUCACCUUGAGCCCUGUCCAAGCACAAAGGGCUCAAGCUCUUGCAGCUGCCCAGGGAUUAGCAGAUAAACAGGUGUCUUUCCAAGUUGCGGAUGCUUUGCAGCAACCAUUUCCCGAUGGGCAGUUUGAUCUAGUUUGGUCCAUGGAGAGUGGGGAGCACAUGCCUGACAAAAAGAAGUUUGUGAGUGAGUUGGCCCGGGUAGCAGCUCCUGGGGCCACUAUAAUAAUGGUAACAUGGUGCCAUAGAGAUCUCUCCCCCUCCGAGGACUCGUUGAAGCCAGAAGAGGAGAAGCUAUUGAACAAGAUAUGUGAUGCUUAUUAUCUACCAGCUUGGUGUUCUGCUGCUGAUUAUGUGAAAUUACUUCAAUCCCUCUCACUCCAGGAUAUCAAAGCAGCAGAUUGGUCACAGUAUGUGGCUCCAUUUUGGCCUGCGGUGAUCCGCUCUGCAUUAACAUGGAAGGGUCUCACUUCACUACUUCGAAGUGGAUGGAAAACCAUGAAGGGGGCGCUUGCCAUGCCAUUGAUGAUCGAGGGAUACCAGAAGGAUCUCAUCAAAUUUGCCAUCAUUACUUGCAGAAAGCCAAAGUGAAUUACACAGUGAGGACAUGUAGUAGUCAGUGGGUUACUGGGUUAUCAUCCUUUUAGUCAACCUUCAGUAAUACGCCCCCAAUGCUUUAGUCAAAUUUAUUCUUCAACCGUUCUACUAAAAUUGCUAUUGAAUUUUAUUUAUGUAAGCAAUAAUUUAUUUGGAGUUGCCAUUGAUUCUAGUUAUGUGUACACUUCAUUGUUUCACAGGGCUAUAUUGAAUACAGUCGGAACAUAAUAGGCCAUGUAAUGUGUUAAGCAAAAAAUUGACUAUCUAUUAGUGGUCAAGAUAUUGGCCAUUACAGAGGACUUGCAUA